ACGAUGAGUACUAAAGAAGAGAAUCAAUCGGAAGAAAAUUUGAAUCCUAAUCAAUACUUUGAAAUUCGUUCAAAGUCCAUCCAAAAACUUCGUGAAGCUCGUAAUCCAAGUCCCUAUCCACAUAAAUUUCAUGUGGAUCUUUCGAUUCCCGCGUUUAUUGAAAAAUAUAGUCACCUUGAUCCCGGACAGCACUUGGACGAUGUGGUCCAAAUUGCCGGUAGAAUUCAUAAUAAAAGGGCUAGUGGGACUAAGCUGAGGUUUUAUGAUUUGCAUGGCGAAGGAGUCAAGAUUCAAGUGAUGGCACAAGCUCAGGACUCUGAACAAGACUUUAUUGAAACACAUGGAACGAUUCGUCGUGGAGAUAUCGUUGGAGUGCGCGGAUGUCCGGGUAAAUCUAAGCGUGGGGAAUUGUCGAUUUUUCCGAAGGAACUUAAGCUUCUGUCCCCUUGUCUGCACAUGUUGCCUAAAGCACAUUAUGGAUUCAAGGAUCAGGAAUCACGUUAUCGGCAACGUUACCUUGACUUAAUAAUGAAUAAUUUUGUUCGAGAAAAGUUCAUUGUUAGAGCAAAGAUUGUAAAUUAUGUUAGACGUUUCCUGGAUAACCUAGGAUUUCUUGAGGUUGAAACUCCCAUGAUGAACAUGAUCGCGGGUGGCGCGACAGCAAAACCAUUCAUAACUCAUCAUAAUGACCUUAAACUUGACCUUUUUAUGAGAGUAGCUCCAGAACUGUACCUUAAGAUGCUCGUGGUUGGUGGUCUUGAUCGAGUUUAUGAAAUCGGACGCCAGUUUCGCAACGAAUCUAUCGAUCUUACUCAUAACCCCGAGUUCACCACAUGCGAAUUCUAUAUGGCAUAUGCCGACAUGUACGAUUUGAUGGAUAUUACUGAAAGCAUGUUAUCUAGUAUGGUAAAAUACAUUACUGGUGGCUACAAGGUCGUCUACCAUCCUCACGGUCCUGAUGGUCCUGUGAUGAACAUUGAUUUCACACCACCUUUCAAAAGAGUUAGCAUGAUUGAAACGUUAGAAGAGAAAUUGGGUACUAAAUUUCCACCAGCUUCGGAGUUACACACCGAUGAAACAAAUAAGUUCCUGCAAGAACUCUGCCAAAAACAUGGAGUAGAGUGUUCUCCACCGAGGACUAAUGCAAGACUAUUAGAUAAACUUGUCGGAGAAUAUAUUGAAGUUGAUUGUAUAUCGCCGACAUUCAUUACCGGGCAUCCUCAAAUGAUGUCCCCUCUCGCUAAAGGUCACCGGGAGAUCGAAGGUCUUUGUGAAAGAUUUGAACUUUUUGUCGCGACCAAGGAAGUUUGCAACGCUUAUACCGAGUUGAACGAUCCCUUUGAUCAACGGGAUCGAUUUGCGGAACAAGCUCGUCAAAAAGAACAGGGUGACGAUGAGGCUCAACUUAUUGAUGAAACCUUCUGUACCAGUUUAGAAUAUGGGCUUCCACCAACUGGCGGAUGGGGGAUGGGCAUAGAUCGUCUUACCAUGUUUCUGACGGAUAGUUCAAACAUUAAAGAGGUUCUUCUUUUCCCCGCCAUGAAACCAAUUGACGAGAAGCCCAAAAUUCCCGAUCUAAAU
Acaulospora colombiana is the source of this 1581-nucleotide messenger RNA. The record is from the annotation of a GenBank genome assembly. NCBI's taxonomy places the organism in Eukaryota, Fungi, Glomeromycota, Glomeromycetes, Diversisporales, Acaulosporaceae.